Saccostrea echinata is the source of this 2155-nucleotide messenger RNA. RefSeq names its product endoplasmic reticulum-Golgi intermediate compartment protein 3-like. The record is from RefSeq and is a predicted model, not a curated record. Bases 104 to 1273 code for a protein of 389 amino acids. The transcript is spliced from 12 exons. Gene Ontology annotation, biological process: retrograde vesicle-mediated transport, Golgi to endoplasmic reticulum; endoplasmic reticulum to Golgi vesicle-mediated transport. Lineage: Eukaryota; Metazoa; Mollusca; Bivalvia; Ostreida; Ostreidae. Gene Ontology annotation, cellular component: Golgi membrane; COPII-coated ER to Golgi transport vesicle; endoplasmic reticulum.
AACUGAUGUCAACAUCCUGUUUUGUUCUCGACACGUUCUGAUCGCUUAUUUGUUGCUUCUGUUAUUCAAAGUUGGGUAUAGCGGGAAGUGUGCUGUCUUCAGCAUGACGGAAAACAACCUUUUAGAAAGACUGCGGCAAUUUGAUGCAUAUCCAAAAACACUAGAGGACUUCAGAGUAAAAACUUUCGGUGGAGCACUUGUGACAGUGAUUAGCUCUCUUCUGAUGGUGAUACUCUUUAUUUCUGAACUGAAUUUCUAUCUUACAAAAGAUGUUCAACCAGAAUUAUUUGUUGAUACAACAAGAGGACAGAAGAUACGUAUCAACAUUGAUAUAGAUUUUCCAAAAGUGCCUUGUGCAUAUUUAAGUAUAGAUGCUAUGGAUGUCUCUGGUGAACAACAGCUGGAUGUAGACCAUCACUUGUACAAACAGAGACUUGACACAAGUGGACAGAAAAUUAAAGAUAUUGAACCAGAAAAAGAAGAGCUUGGAGAUAAGUCCAAAGAUAUUGUUGAGGUUGCAACAAAAAAGUUAGACCCUGACCGAUGUGAAAGUUGCUAUGGGGCCGAGUCAAGUGAACAUAAAUGCUGUAAUACAUGUGAAGAUGUGAGAGAAGCAUAUCGUAAGAAAGGAUGGGCCUUCAAUUCACCAGAGGGGAUAGAACAGUGCAAUAGGGAGGGAUGGACAGCUAAAAUGAAGGCCCAGGAAAAGGAAGGGUGUCAAGUUUAUGGAUACUUAGAGGUCAACAAGGUCCAGGGAAAUUUCCAUUUUGCUCCUGGCAAGAGUUUUCAGCAGCAUCACGUCCAUGUGCAUGAUCUGCAAGCAUUUGGUGGACAAAAGUUUAAUUUGAGUCAUGUGAUUCGACACCUCUCUUUUGGACAAAAUUAUCCAGGCAUAAUAAAUCCACUGGAUCAGACCAGUCAAGCCUCGAGUGAAGAGCAAACAAUGUUCCAGUACUAUGUUAAAGUUGUGCCAACAACAUAUGUUGAUGUAAAAGGGAGGGCAUUGUAUACGAAUCAAUAUUCAGUUACAAAACAUUCCAAAAAUGUUGGAAAUGGAUUGGGAGAUUCAGGAUUGCCAGGAGUGUUUUUUAUUUAUGAAUUGUCACCAAUGAUGGUUAAAUACACUGAGAAACAGAGAUCAUUCAUGCAUUUUUUAACUGGAGUGUGUGCCAUUGUUGGGGGGAUUUUCACAGUUGCUGGUCUAAUAGAUUCCAUGAUUUAUCACUCAUCCAGAGCUUUACAAAAAAAGAUAGAACUUGGAAAAGCAACUUGAUGAAAGGACUAUUUUAAUUUUGUUUUUUUUUUUUAAAUAAUACAUAACUGCUGAAUGUUGAAAGAUGGAGGUUACAUGUGUGUGAUAUGUGUUUUGUAUUGAAUUUUGACACAAUAGAAAACCUUGUCAUCUAAAAAAGUAUGCCAUUUAAUUAAUAAAUUAAAACCAUAUGUCAUCCCAUAAAACAGUUGUGAAUGUGAUAAUUUUACAUAAGACUCUCACAAAUCAGAAAGAGAUUUGAUUUUUUGUUGAUGCUACAGUUUCCUGUAAUAGUACAUAAAUGACAUUGAUAACUCUGAUACUCAACAGUGUACCUGUAUGAGCGGCCAUGUGUCUAGGACGACUUGCAAAAUUGUCAUCAUGUUAAAGAAUUUCUGAGGUGUUGGUGUAAGCAUUGUUAUUUUCUGCAAAUUACAGAUACUCGUCAAGUGAUAGCACAGAAGAUUAACCUGCAUAAUUCAUAUAUAUACAAACGUAUAUAUUUUUUUUUUGGGGGGGGGGGAUCAGAAGUAGAAAAACAAUACAUUCCAGAUCAUUAUAGUCAUUCUCACAACUGAAGAAAGUUGGAAUUUACACAGAAAAAAAAUUGACUUAUGUUUACCUUUUUUUUUUUUUUUUUUUUACAUUUAUUUAAUGUAUGCUCAACAUUUGUUUGAAAUAUGUUUUAAACAUAUAAAGCUGAACUGUUCAUUUCAGAAACCAGUGUUUAACACAUGAAUGUGUUCAUAUACAUUGCUCAUGAAUAUUUUAUGGUAUAUAAACCUUUCUUUUAAAUUGUUGAAAUGUUGCUUGAUUUUUUAAGGUAAACAUAUGUUGAACAUGCACUUCAUUUAUACAUGUACCUGUGUAGGUAAGGCAUUUUGUAGGCCUGUAGGAAGUCAU